CAUAUAAACACUUUUUUUUUACAGAGUGGAACCUCUUUUAGUAAUUCGUGUAGUAGAAUGUCUCCUUUAUCCAAGUUCAUUGUUACCCCUUUGGCUUCUCGUCGCUUAUUUUCAACCACAGUUGCUCCUCAUGCUUACUAUACUGCUUCCUUGGUUCAUGAUGUAUCAAAAAAGGUCAAUAAAAAUCUAAAGCUCUAUGACUUCCGAAGUGAUACUGUCACUGCCCCUACAGAUGAAAUGUUUGACCUCAUGAAGCAUGCCUCUCGUUCUGAUGAUGUCUUUCAGGAAGACAAGUCUGUUAAUGACCUCCAAGAUUACGUGGCUGAAUUAACUGGCCACGAAGCUGCUCUCUUUUGCGCUAGUGGUACUAUGACAAACCAGUUGGCCCUUCGUACCCAUUUGGUCACUCCUCCUCACUCAGUCGUCUGUGAUUCUCGUGCUCACGUCUUUCUCUGGGAAGCAGGUGGUAUUGCUGUCCAUUCUCGUGCCUCUGUUUCUCCUGUGAUUGCUUCAAACGGUGUUCAUGUAACAAGUGAAGAAAUCGAAGCAAACCUCUUGGGUGAAGACAUCUAUUCUGCACCUACACGUGUUGUCUCUCUUGAAAACACUUUAAAUGGUAUGAUUUUUCCUAUUGAAGAACUUGCCAAGAUAUCCAAAAUGGCUCGUUCCAAGGGUCUCGCUAUGCAUCUUGAUGGUGCUCGUCUCUGGAAUGCCUCUCAAGAGACUGGUAUAUCACUAAAAGAAUACGGUAAACUCUUUGAUUCCAUGUCGCUUUGCCUUUCUAAAGGUGUAGGCGCUCCUAUUGGUUCCAUCGUUGUUGGUAACGCCAAGUUCAUCGACCGAGUCCGUCAUUAUCGUAAACUUUUUGGUGGUGGAUGGAGACAAGCUGGUUUCAUGGCCGUAGCUGCUAAACAUGGGAUUGAACACAUCGUACCAACCAUGAAAGAAACCCAUCAGCUAGCCAAGUACAUGGCAGACCAACUCGUUGCUAUGGGAAUUGAUCUCCAGGUCCCUGUGCAUACCAAUAUGGUUUUCAUUGACACUAGUCGCGCAAACAUUGAAAUCCAACGAGAUUUAAUUCCUGCCCUGGCUGAACGUAACAUCAAGAUGGGCGGAAUGGGAAAGAAGGCUCGUCUGGUCUUGCAUCAUCAAAUUGAUCGUCAAGGUGUUGACUCCUUUUUAGAAAUUGUGCGUGAUGUUGUUAUGGCUGCUCGUCGUAACUGCAAAGAAGAACAAUCUACACGGCUUGCUUUAAAUAACUCUGUCUAAGGAUAACCUUUAAGCAUAUACCAUCCCAUUUUGUUCUUUUGCAUUAUCUCACUUUUUCAUUUACAUUUACAUCAUCUAUUACCAUUAUCACACUUAUAUUAAAAUAAAUAGUGAUUAAUACAUCUAUAAAGUCUGUAUUAAAUAAACGGAUAUAGCAC
Messenger RNA from Rhizopus microsporus ATCC 52813, 1427 nucleotides. RefSeq lists its product as uncharacterized. Gene Ontology annotation, molecular function: L-allo-threonine aldolase activity. The coding region runs from base 58 to 1269 and encodes 403 amino acids. Gene Ontology annotation, biological process: L-threonine catabolic process; glycine biosynthetic process. Gene Ontology annotation, cellular component: cytosol. The transcript is spliced from 2 exons. The record is from RefSeq and is a predicted model, not a curated record. NCBI's taxonomy places the organism in Eukaryota, Fungi, Mucoromycota, Mucoromycetes, Mucorales, Rhizopodaceae.